UCUGGGGCACCACACGCCACCCGCUCGUCUCUGCUGCUUGCUCUCAUUCUUUCCCUGCUUCUCACUUUCACUCCCAUUGGUUUCACGUUCCCUUUGCCACGCAGAAAAGCUUUCAAGCUUAUCCAGCCCAGCAGCAGGGUUUAUCCUGGUUCCACCCACUGGGACUUUCCUAGCUUCCUUCUGCACAGCAAAGGGAAAAAAAGCCAGACAGAGGCAGCAGCAGGCACCCUAGGGAGCUCGGGAGCUGCGGUGCUCUUUCCCUGAGCUAGGUUUCUAUUGUAGGCGGUGCAUUCCUUGGGAGGGAGGGUGUGUGUGUGUGUCGGUGACUUCCCACACUCGGGACAGCUCUUAUUUAAUGGGGGUCUCUAUGCAGGGCAGACACAAGAAGAGAUUUUGCCCUUGCCAGUUCCCAUCCAGGAACAGCAGCAGCUUACACAUCAGGUACCGGCAUGGAACGCAUCACCGAGAUAACCCUGGAGGAGACAGCUCUUGGGACCAACCAAGUUUCCAGGAUGCACCUCAAAGGGGAUUUGAGGAGGAUACGAUGUGCAGUGGUGCUGUGCCUGCUCUCGGUGCUGGUCCUGGCACUACUCACUGCCUAUCUGCUCGUUGGGAACCUCAGAGCCCCCAGCUCCUGCGCCGGCCAGGUCACAGAAGAGAGGACCUCUCGCUUUCUGAAGCAACGGGCAGCAGCUUCUGGUACAGAUAUGCUUUCAAGCGCAGAAAAGCCAAGAGCACACCUGACAGUGAAGAGACAAGAUCUCGUCAACACCAUGGGAAACCAUCUGCCCAUUCUGCAGUGGGAAGACAAGCGAGGCUUGGCCUUCACCAAGAACAACCUGAGUUAUUCCAGCAGCGCACUGGUGAUACCUGUGUCUGGAGACUACUACGUCUACGCUCAGGUCACUUUCCGAGGGACCACCGAAAGUAAAACAAAUUCUGUCACCGAGAUCAUCACCAAAGUCACUGACAGUUACCCUGAGCCCACCCAGCUGCUGACCGGCAUAAAGACCCUCAAUGAAAAGGGAAACAACUGGUUCCAGCCCAUUUAUCUGGGCGCCGUAGUCUCCUUAGAAGUAGGAGACAAGCUCAUGGUCAACGUUAGUGACAUCAGGCUGGUGGAUUACACCAAGGAGCAUAAAACCUUCUUCGGUGCGUUUUUACUGUAGGUCCUUGGCAGCAGCUGGUGGGGGAGUCCCUUCAGGGUCCUGGUGUGACCUCGCUGGAUCUUGGCUUUGUGGGUGUGCGUCAGGGUGCGAUCUCUGUGCUGUUCUCCUCUUUCUCUACUGUCACUGCCCUGCGGUUCCCUGCAGCCUUAAAUUAAGGGGUAGGGAAAGCUAAAACCACAGGCUGAAUUGAAACAAACAACAAAAAAACAAACCAAAGGAAAAAAAGGCAAAACCAAAAAAAAAAAAAACAGAAAGAUGAAAUUCAAAUUGGAGGGAAAAAAUAUUUUUGAAAGCAAAAACUGAGAGCUCUUCAAAACUUUAUAAGCUAGGGAAGAACAGUUUAUGGCUGUGGGUGGGAAUAUUGAAUAAUGCAGCUGUGCUACAUCACCAAUUCUACCUCCAGCACCCAAUUUCCUCAACUCAAAAAGGUGUUUUGAACUUUUUCCAGCACUUCCAGUUUAGGUUUGCAUGACCCUGCUUCAGAUUCUUGGUUCUAAAAUAUAAUAACUUUUCUCCAUUUCCUUACAAAUAGAUUUGCUCAGUACUUUACACUAACAUCAAGAUCAGAUUAAUCAUUAACUGCUUAAUUAAGCCCUUUCAACUUCCCUGUAAAGUAGAUUAACAUUAUAUCUUGUGUUUUGCAGAAGCCACUUGAAAUUUUUUUCCCCAAGGAAUUGUUUACAGUUCUCUGAGUCACUGUGCAACCUCGAAACUUCAUAAACAAUUUCUAGGGAAUGCAGGCAAACACUUUCUGUUUCAACAUGCAAGUGGAAUCUCCCAGCCAGGCCCUAACAUAAGAAAAUCAGAAAAGACAAGGCAGAGAGAGAGAUACAGCAAAAUUUUCCACCCUUUUUUAAACCAACCACUGAAAUUUUGAGAGAAAAAUCUCUGCAAUAUGUUGGUUUCCAUUAGGUUUAAUACAAAGCAAGUGCAACUAAAGAAAUCUUGGUGCUUUCUAGGGAAAGGUUCUUCACCCACAGGGUAGUGGAGCCCUGGAACAGCUCCCCUGGAAAGCAGUCAUGGCUCCAAGCCUGAUAAUUCCAGAAGCAUUUGGCCAACACAAUAUGAUGUGAAUUUUGGGGUUGUCCUGUGCAGGGACAGGAGUUGGACUCAAGGGUCCUUGUGGGUCCCUUCCAACUCAGGACAUUCUGUGUUUCUAUGAUUCUUUAAAUACAUCACUAACAAUGACUCAAGUCAUGUUCUUGUAGAUUCGGACUUUACAUUCUUACUGCGAGGAGGUCUCACACCUGAGCACCUACCACCCAGCCAUUCUCAACAAUCAGGCUUAACUCUUUGCAACUUCUUCUCUUUCCUGCCUCACCUCACUGGAUUUCCUCCAGUUUCCACUUCUUGGCCAGAAGUCACAGCAAGGCCUGAUUGCUCUAAGUGCCUGAUUGACACUGUAAGUGUCAGGGACUGUAGCACUGAGGGUGAAGGAUUAUAGCUGAAGAGCUCAAGUGGACAAAGAAGUCCUCUGGUGGAGACAGCCUAGCUACAAAAGACCGUGUUUGAUAUUCCAGCCCAACCAAUGAUGAGACUAGCCUGCUUUGUCCACAGUGAGCCUCUUCCUAGCAGGAGACAAUUUAUUGCUAUGUAAAGAUCUACUUGGUCGGGCAAGGAGAAGUCAGAGCCCAGAAAAAGGCCAAGGCAGAUUGGCCAUGAAGGGAGGAGUAGAGCAGAGCAGGAGGUGGGAGAUCCGGGCAACACCAAGAUCUCUGUCUCUUCCGCAUUAAACCUAACUUAAACCUA
Molecule: messenger RNA, 2918 nt
Organism: Cuculus canorus (common cuckoo)
Lineage: Eukaryota; Metazoa; Chordata; Aves; Cuculiformes; Cuculidae
Gene: TNFSF15
Product: TNF superfamily member 15
Exons: 4
Coding region: 450-1169 (239 amino acids)
Biological process (GO): immune response
Cellular component (GO): membrane
Molecular function (GO): tumor necrosis factor receptor binding
Source: RefSeq, a predicted model, not a curated record